This is a messenger RNA of Linum tenue, 1418 nucleotides long. NCBI's taxonomy places the organism in Eukaryota, Viridiplantae, Streptophyta, Magnoliopsida, Malpighiales, Linaceae. The record is from the annotation of a GenBank genome assembly.
CCUCAUCUCUCGGAUUCCGCGUCGCUUCUAUGCAUUCUUCUCAUUGAAUUUUCGUUGGAAAUCAUAUUGGACCCCAUUCCCCAAUUUCUCUCGCCUGCACUCCACUUUCCUCUUCCUCCUCACCCACCAUGGAACGACAAGGCUCCGGCGCUGAAAUUACGCCUUCUCCAUGCAUGGAUUACUGGAGAUACAUUGUGCCAGGAUGGAUUUUCCGAGUUUGCGAUACUGUGGACGAAUGAAUUGGGACUUGCAUCGCGCCAUGCAUUGUACGGCCGCAGCAACUACUCCACUGUGCUUAGGAGAAGAGAUGUCUUCUCUGGAGCCUGCGUCGGAGGAGAGUGUUGGAGAAAGGCGGCAGUGGCAGGGAAGGUGGAGGCCGAUGCAGAGGAAGAGGAUGCCGGCGACGUUGACACAUUGGCAAUGAUGGCGACAUUCGAUUGGAAAAAGUCCUGUCCGCAACUGACUUCAUUUGAUUGUCCACCCAGAAAUCGGCACGCUGAAAGAGUCAACGAGAUUGACUCGCUGGAUGAAAGCGAGAUAUGCAGAGGAACAAUGGCCGGAGAGGAGGGGCCUUACCUAAGAGGAAGAGGCGGACUCACCAGGGCUGGCGAAGACGCCGGUACCAUGUUCUGUCUUCAUGGCUGAAGUAAGUCCUUAUUCUCGGUUGACAGUUCCCAUGGUGGUGUUACUGGUGUAUAAAGUUUGAACUUGGACCUGAAAUUACUCACAAAAGUGCUUUAGCCUCUACUGUGAAUUUAUGUCAGUUCUUUAUCCUCAAUUUCUUGCUAUGAUGUUGAGCGGUGGGAUGCUGCUUUAUUCGCUUUGAUGGGAGAGGAACACGGUUAAGGAGUUGGUGCAGAGGCUUAAUCUUAUAUUCAAAGAGGUCACUCCAAUUUCAUCAUUGUGUGUUACUCCAGAUCGUGGCGACAACAUACAUGACUAGCAGUACCGACAACACCUGCUGGUGUUCUGCUUGCUUUACAUUCUUUUUAUUUUUGGCAAGAAACAUGUUGGUUUUGAUCAAGCUUCUUUCUGAGGAGCAAUUGGGGUUUGCAUUUGCAUUAAAAGAGUCCAAGAGGAUACUUAUGAAAUAAAGUCCAGACCAUAAGAACAAACCAAAGACAGAAGUGAGAGAAAAGAAAUCCAUGGCAGAAUUUGCAGAGCUCAGACAUGAGGUUGUAAAGCAGGAAGAAGCUUUUGAAUGUCUUAGUCUUCGUAUUUAUUAAAUUACUACACUUUCGUUGGGUAUAGUUGAUGAUUGCUUCUUUUUAAUAAAGAUUGCUAAAUUUUUAGAAAGCUAGCAUAGGCAUGUAUUUAUUUUUUGUAUGAAGUAAUGAGUUUCAUCUGUCAUCUCUAAAAAAGUAUUUUCUUGGGUAGUUAGACUAAUGUUUUGUAUAUAAUCAUUGUGUUUGUCAUAG